CAAGCGCGCCUCCUAUUGGCUGGCGCGGAGUUAGGGCGACGCUGAUUGGCCCGCCAGGGGAAACGCCGCUUAUCGCGGUGCUUUGAGGCGGCUGAGGGGGGCUCCGCCGGUCGGCCGUUGAGGGGACGCGGGGCGAGGCCAAGCCCGGGCCGGCGGGGAGCAUGUCUGCGGCCGACGGAGAAGGUUGGGACGGCAACGGGCAGCGCGGAGGGGGUAGCGGCGACGGGCCGGCCGCUCAGGCCCCAUCCGGGGGGCUCCUCAACCGCUUCGUCCGACUCCCGCCCGGCCCCGGACGCGUCGGCCACCGAGUGCCGCCCGCCAGAAGCGGCCACCGCUGCGUGGCAGACAAUGCCAACCUGUAUGUGUUUGGAGGAUACAAUCCUGACUACGAUGAAUCUGGAGGGCCGGAGAAUGAAGAUUACCCGCUGUUCCGGGAACUCUGGCGAUACAACUUUGCUACUGGCACCUGGCAUCAGAUGGGCACCGAGGGCUACAUGCCUCGCGAGUUGGCAUCCAUGUCGCUCGUGCUGCACGGCAAUAACCUCUUGGUCUUUGGCGGCACCGGGAUCCCCUUCGGGGAGAGCAACGGGAACGACGUCCACGUCUGCAACGUGAGAUACAAACGGUGGGCCCUCUUCAAUUGCCGAGGGAAGAAGCCGAACCGCAUCUACGGACAGGCUAUGGCCAUCAUUAACGGGUCCUUGUACGUCUUUGGAGGAACGACUGGCUAUAUCUACAGCACAGACUUGCAUAAGCUGGACCUCAACACCAGGGAAUGGACGCAGCUCAAGCCAAACAGCCUGCACUGUGAUAUGCCAGAGGAAAGGUACAGGCACGAAAUUGCGCACGACGGGCAGAGAAUUUACAUCUUGGGAGGCGGGACCUCUUGGACGGCCUACUCCUUGGACAAGAUUCACGCCUACAAUCUGGAAACCAACACUUGGGAAGAAAUCGCCACGAAGCCUCAUAAGAAGAAAGAUUACCCUGCAGCCCGAAGAUGUCAUAGCUGUGUACAGAUAAAAAAUGAUGUCUUUGUCUGCGGCGGAUACAACGGAGAGGUGAUUUUAGGCGACAUCUGGAAACUGAGCCUGCAAACGUUUCAGUGGGUGAAGCUCCCUGCGGUGAUGCCCGAGCCUGUUUAUUUCCACUGUGCUGCUGUGACUCCGGCCGGCUGCAUGUACGUCCACGGAGGCGUGGUGGACAUUCACCGGAACAGACGGACUGGGUCUCUCUUUAAGAUGUGGCUCGUGGUGCCCAGCCUGCUGGAACUCUGUUGGGAGAAGGUGCUGGUUUUUUUCCCUCACUUGGCCAACCUCAGCCGAUCGCAGCUUUUGCACCUGGGACUGACGCAGGGACUCAUCGAACGUUUGAAAUGAAAAAAACGUCCCGCAGGCCGGCGCGCUAAUUUAAACAAAAUCCUUCCCCCCCCUCCCCUCCGGCCCUCCCCUCUCGCCCGUUCUCAUUUCCUCUCUUAUUUAUGGUCCCGCCGAGAACGCCACGGAGGAGCAGGCCGCGAAAAAAAAAAAAAUCCCCGCUUCUCCAAGCCUUACUCGCCAAGAACUUCGGAUGCCUUUCCCGUUAUAUAUAUAUAUAUAAUUUUUUUCUAUUUUGAUUUGAGAAUUUAUUAAACUCUGUGCUUUUUUUUUUUUUUUUAAUUUAUGGAGACCUAUAAAUACAUCAUGAACGAAAAAGCUUCUGUGGCUGAGAGAAUUUGUACAGGUAGUCCUCGACUUACAACCGUUCAUUUAGUGACCGUUGGAAGUUAGAGCGGCUGUGGAAAAACUGACUUAACGUCCAUUUUUUCACACCGUUGCAGCAUCCACGCGGUCUCCCGUGUUCAAAAAUUCGGAUGCUCGGCAACUGGUUCCUAUUUAUGACGGUUACAGUGUCCCGUUGGGGGGUCCCUUUUUUGCGACGUUCUGACAAGCACUGGGGAAGCCACAUUCACUUAACGACAUGGGACUCGCUGAACGUCCGUAGCAAGAAAGCUCAUAAAAUGGGGAAAACUCAUUGUCUCCCUUAGCAGCAGGAAUUUUAGGCUCGAUUGUGGUCGUAAGUUGAAGACUACCUGUACUGGAUUUUUGUCACAUGCUUAUAGCGUCGUAAGGCGAGGACCCGGUCACCGCCUUCCGGUUUCAGGCCUCGAUUUCCCCUUCGGUAAGACGUGGUGUCCUUCGUUCAACACACUGCAAAACGGCCUUGGCUCCCUCUGGAAUCCGGUGAGGCCGUUUUCCUGCUUCCUGGCAGGAAAUUAGGGAAACUCUGCACAAUUUUUGUCAUUUUGUGUGUGUGUUUCUUUUACAGUAGGUGACAACAGAUGUUGCCCCUUGUGACUGUGUGAAAGGGGUCCUUUUGCUACCCAAAUAUUGCAAAUAUUGAUUUUUUUCUGAUAUGCUGCUGCCUGACCAGGAAAGAUCCUUGCUAAAUCGCCAUUCCUACCAACCUCCCACACUAGAAGAAUGACUGAAAUAUAAGAUAUAUAGAAUAUAUCUCAAAAAAAUAGAAUAAGAUACAGGUAGACCUCGACUUACAACAGUUCUGUUCUGUUUAGUGACAGUUCAGAGUGAUGACACUGGAAAAAGGACUUAACGACCGUUAUUCACACUUACAACCAUUGCAGCUUUCCCCACGAUGACGUGAUCAAAAUCCAGAUGCUGGGGCAACGGAUUCGCAUUUACGACGGGGCGCAGCGUCACGCCACUCCCCCUUUUUGCGAAAGUCCACGGGAAGCCAGAUUCACAAAUUGUGUGACUUAACAAAACCGCAGCGAGACACUUAACAGCUGUGGCAAGAAAAGUGGUAAAAUGGGGCAAACCCCACUUCACUCUGCCUCACUUAGCAACAAAUUUUGGCCUCGGCGGUGGUCGUAACUCGAGGACUACCUGUAUUCAAAAGAAAAAAUCGUGAAAAUGCUAUUAUUUUUUCUCCCGUUGCAAGUGUGUUUGCGUGUGUAAAUGGGGGUGGGGGGGGACCCCAGACUCCGUACUGCAGCUGUAUCGGCAACGAAUUUUCCUUCUCUUCCGACCAGUUGGCCUUUCUUUGAAGUUCUCGUUUUCCGUCCAUUUUUUUUUUUAAAUAAAAUUCUGAAAUGCUGGA
Molecule: messenger RNA, 3096 nt
Organism: Pantherophis guttatus
Lineage: Eukaryota; Metazoa; Chordata; Lepidosauria; Squamata; Colubridae
Gene: KLHDC10
Product: kelch domain containing 10
Biological process (GO): positive regulation of stress-activated MAPK cascade
Molecular function (GO): protein binding
Source: RefSeq, a predicted model, not a curated record